AUGUCCGCCGCUCUUCCCCUCAAGCGAGUCCCUGUUGCUCUUAUCGGCCUCGGCGGUGUCGGCGCAGCUGUUCUCGGACAGCUUCUCGCCCCACCUCUCUCUUCCCGCUUCCAGCUCAUCCUCAUUGCCAACUCUCGGCUCUCCCUCUCGCUCCCCCUCCCCUCCGGCCCACUCACUCCGGUUAACUUCCGCCCCAUUCUCGAGCAAUAUGGAGUCACUCUGGACCUCUCCUCGGUGAUUUCUAUACUCGCCAACCACUCGGAUGGCCCAGGCGUCUUGAUCGACUCGACAGCAAGCGAGAUCUUGCCGGGCAUGUACCCCCAGAUCCUCGGCAUGGGAAUCUCGGUCGUCACUCCCAACAAGAAGGGCGCUUCGGGAUCAUUGGAUCUGUACGAGUCCAUCCGGGCCGCUACGUACCCCAACUCCCGGGCUCUGUACUAUGACGAAGCGACGGUCGGCGCUGGCUUGCCCAUCCUGAGCACUCUCAAGGAUCUCGUGGAGACUGGAGACGAGAUCAUUAAGGUUGAGGGUGUCUUCUCGGGAACGUUGAGCUACAUCUUCAACGAGUUCUCCAAGGCCGAGGGCGGAGAUGUCAAGUUUUCCGAGGUGGUCAAGAUUGCCAAGGACAAUGGAUACACCGAGCCGGACCCGAGGGAUGACCUCUCCGGCACCGACGUCGCGCGCAAGCUCACCAUCCUCUCCCGGCUCAUCCCCACUACUCCUGCUCUGCCAGAAGGCUACGCCUCCGUCCCCACCCAAUCUCUCGUCCCACCAGCGCUGGAGGACGCCAAGACGAAGGACGAGUACCUCUCCCGUCUUGCCGAAGGUGACGAGUACUUUGACAAGAUCCGGUCAGAAGCUGCAGCGGAGGGGAUGGUGGUGCGGUAUGUGGGUGUGAUCGACUUGAAGGAGGGCAAGGUCGAAUGCAAGCUUGGCAAAUACCCCAAGGACCAUGCAUUUGCGACCGCUCUGAAAGGCUCGGACAACAUUGUCUCCUUUACGACCAAGCGAUACUCUCCUCGGCCGCUCGUCAUCCAGGGAUCAGGGGCAGGUGGAGACGUCACUGCUAUGGGAUGUACUUCCGAUCUCAUCAAGGUGCAUGAGCGAAUCGCCCAUGUUUGA
Molecule: messenger RNA, 1122 nt
Organism: Dioszegia hungarica
Lineage: Eukaryota; Fungi; Basidiomycota; Tremellomycetes; Tremellales; Bulleribasidiaceae
Product: putative homoserine dehydrogenase
Exons: 4
Coding region: 1-1122 (373 amino acids)
Biological process (GO): L-homoserine biosynthetic process; aspartate family amino acid biosynthetic process
Molecular function (GO): aspartate kinase activity; NADP binding; homoserine dehydrogenase activity
Source: RefSeq, a predicted model, not a curated record